GUUUGUUGGCACUGAACUUGUGAUCCAGACAUAAGAGCUAACAAUUGAUGCUUCCAAGUGCAACAUACAGUAAUAGUAUAUUGCCUCAUAUGACAUCACAAUAUGUUCACAGGGCAAAGUCUGGUGAUAAAGUGAGAAACUCAUACAUUAAAACAAUGAAUGAAUAAACAAUAGUUAAUCUACAUGUAUAUACUUGUAGUAUGAUACAUGUGAUAUGUGUAGUAGCACAUGCUGUAUCAUUUGAACUUUAGGUAGAACCAUACUGAACAGGAAGUUACCUAUCUCAAAUAGUUUGUUAUACACACACAUUACAUUGAUAGAAUAGUACAGUAAAUUGAACAUUUAAAUGAUGUCUCCAAAUAUCAUCAAAGAAGCUUGCAAAGAACAAACUGAUGAUACCAUGGAAGCGAAUAGAGAAGCAACAAACUGUACCCAACUUCUCGGCAACAGUCGUCAUAGUGAUACAGAAGAUGUUACUAGCAAGGACAUUGCUACCAUGAAAGAUUCCCCAGAUGUUGAUGUGAUCAGAGAACCACAUACAAGUACAACAUUCAAGUGGAUCAAAACAAUAUGUCUAUAUUUGGGCUUUGUUGGUUUGGGCCUAAUAGAGACUCUUAUUGGACCAACACUAUUGGAUCUGAAGGAGCAAGUCGGAGUUGAUACAGCACAAAUCUCCAUCCUCUUCACAACACAUUCGGCUGGAUACAUGUUGGGCUCUAUCAUAGGAGGAUAUCUCAUAGAUAGGUUCAACCAGUCACUGAUCAUCGCAUUCGCCCUAUUUCUAGGAGGCGUAUUUGCAGUUGUUUCUCCAUGGUUUUAUAACUUUGGAUUGGUGGCCCUGUUCCUUGGAUUCCUGGGUGUCACCAGUGGUAUGUUAGACACAUGUGGAAAUGUGAUACUAAUGCUGAUUUGGGGAAUAAAAAGUGAUCCAUUCUUCCAAUUUCUCCAUUUUGCCUUCGGUGUUGGUGCAACAAUAACUCCACUAAUUGCCCAGCCAUUUAUAUCCAAAGAAAUCAUAGGGACUGCACAAAUGCAUUCCAACUUGUCAGAUAUAGAAUCAACAUUAAACCCAUAUGGAUCAGUCAAUUCAACUGGCUUUGGAAAUAGUACAUCUGAAGUUUCACUCAAUUCAGCAUACUUUAAUGGAAAUGGUACCUCUGGAGAUGUACAUAUAGUUGGGAGGACUGAAUCUAAAGUGCAAUAUAUCUAUCUUAUUGUUGGAUUAUAUAACGCCACCUUUGGGAUCUGUUUUUUCGUUAUUACUGCAUUUGGUAAGAGGACCAUACGUGCAUUGAAAUAUGAAAGUGAUGAAGACCACGAGGAAACUUAUGGAACAAUGACAUUGAAGUAUAAAAUUCAAAUGCUUAUAUUUUUAUUUAUGAUAUAUUUUCUAUACUGUGGGAUGGAGGUCAGCGCUGGUGGACUUGUGAUGGCAUUUUCUAAAGAGGGUCUUGGUUGGCCUAAAGAGCUGGGGCCUAUGCUUACAUCAACAUUCUGGGGUGCCUUCAUGGUAUCUAGACUUGCAGGAGUAUUUCUAACCAAGAUAUUAUCUCUAACUCAAAUGAUUGCAGUUGAUAUGCUUAUUGCCUUGAUUUCAUUUCUCGUCAUGGCGAUUUUUGUAAAUAGUCAUUAUAUUGUGCUAUGGAUUACUAUGGCUACUGCUGGUAUUGGCAUGGGAAGUGUGUUUGCUUCUGUGAUGUCAUGGUACCAGCGUAAUGUUAUGCCGGUGACUGGGUAUGUAGCUGGAUUAUCCCUGGUAUCAGCCUCUAUCAGUGGAACAACAGUCCCUCUCCUCACUGGGUUCAUCAUGAACAAGGUCAACUACAUGGGUUUUCCAUAUAUGCUUUUAGCAUUACAAUUUGGACUAACCAUCAUCGCAGGGUCAAUUUAUUUGUCAGUAAGGAUGCAUAAAAAGGCUUGCGCCAAGGAAAAUGGUAAAAGGGACCCUGUUGAGGAGGUUGAAAUGAUGAUGGCUGACAAAAAGCAGACUUGAUUAUUUAUGGCUAAGGAAAGAAAC
Messenger RNA from Owenia fusiformis, 2017 nucleotides. NCBI's taxonomy places the organism in Eukaryota, Metazoa, Annelida, Polychaeta, Sabellida, Oweniidae. The record is from the annotation of a GenBank genome assembly.